This is a messenger RNA of Carassius auratus (goldfish), 4371 nucleotides long. Its product is annotated as leucine-rich repeat and calponin homology domain-containing protein 3-like. The record is from RefSeq and is a predicted model, not a curated record. Gene Ontology annotation, molecular function: protein binding. The transcript has 21 exons. The coding region runs from base 65 to 2383 and encodes 772 amino acids. Gene Ontology annotation, cellular component: cytoplasm. Lineage: Eukaryota; Metazoa; Chordata; Actinopteri; Cypriniformes; Cyprinidae.
CGCAUUGCCGCUGUCCGCGCUCGUGUGGGGCCCGUGAAGAUCCAGCGGGAGUGUUAGCUGUGUAAUGGCGGCUUCGGUGUUGCUCUCCGCGGAAAGCGCCGUGCCCUCUUUUACCGUCGGCCAUCCCGCCGGUGCGGCGGGAACUACUCAUCACGGAUUAUCCAAUGCUCCCGGACCCGCGUCCUGGAACCGCUCGCUGGACCGGGCGCUGGACGAGGCGGCGGCCACCGGAACGCUCAACCUGAGCGGCAGGAAGCUGAAGGAGUUCCCGAGGAGCGCCGCCGGACACGACCUGACCGACACCACCCGGGCCGAUCUAUCACGAAACAGGUUGACGGAGCUGCCGGUGGAGGUGUGCAUGUACGUGUCGCUGGAGAAUCUGAACCUGUACCAGAACUGCCUACGUUCUCUUCCAGAGAGUCUGAUCAACCUACAGUCUCUCACCUACCUAAACAUCAGUCGAAACCAGUUGUCCAGUCUCCCCGCUCAUCUGUGCCGACUGCCGCUCAAAGUUUUGAUCGCCUGCAAUAACAAGCUGCUAUCGCUGCCGGAGGAUCUGGGCAGACUCAGACAGCUCACUGAACUGGAUGUCAGCUGCAAUGAGAUCCAGACGCUUCCUCCACAGAUCGGUCAGCUGGAAGCUCUGCGUGACCUCAACAUCCGCAGAAACCACCUCGUUCGUCUGCCUCCUGAGCUGGCCGAGCUGCCGUUGGUCCGGCUCGAUUUUUCCUGUAAUAAGGUAACGACGAUCCCAGUGUGCUACCGCAAUCUCAGACACCUCCAGAGCAUCAUUCUUGACAACAAUCCUCUCCAGAGUCCACCUGCACAGAUCUGUAUAAAGGGAAAGAUCCAUAUAUUUAAAUAUCUCAACAUGGAGGCGUGUAAAGCAGCAUCAGACCUUCCAGACUACGACAGAAGACCAGUGCCCUACGGAUCCUAUGCAGAGGAUUUGUUUCCCGGCCGGCCGUACGGAGCUCUGGACUCUGGCUUUAACAGCGUGGACAGCGGAGACAAGAGGUGGUCAGGAAAUGAGCCUUCAGACGAGUUGUCAGACUUGCCGUUGAGAGUGGCGGAAAUCACCAAAGAGCAAAGACAGAGACGAGACAGAGAAAGAGAGCGCGAGGAUCCUCGGACGGGGUCUCACGUGACCAAUGGCACAUUGGAAACGGAGAUUGAACAGAUAGACUUCAUUGACAGCUGUACGGUGGAUGAUGAGGGGGAGGAUGGGCGGAGCCGUAGAGGGGCGGAGCCUGUCAGCCUCAGCUCACAGUUCAUGGCCUACAUUGAAAGACGAAUCACCAGAGAGGGUUCACCUGUGAAGACCAGCCCAUUCAGAGACUUGAGAACCGAUGAUCCGAGACACCAAACCUCCUUAAAUAACCGUGGUGGGUCGGAUACAGCGGUCACAUCUUCAUUCACUCAUAACCAGCGGUCCGCUGGUGUGUUGUCAGGUUCUGGUGGCGGUGUGGAGAGAGUGAGAAGAGAAGCUCAUCUGGCGGCUCUGCGGUACGAAGAAGAGAGACAGAAAACAAGAUCAGUGCAAAGAGAUGCUGUUAUGAAUAAUGCCAAGCACAAGUUGUCUCAGAGCCCUUCGAAGCUCAGUCCAACAGACAGUGAGAGUGAGUUUGAGCCCCUACUGAUAUUUGAGAUAGACACAGAUACCAACACUAUAAAGAAGAGGCCAGACCCUCACAAACAGUCCCUCUCUGCUGUGCCUCUGGAUGGGUGUGUGUCUCCCACUUUCUCCGUCUCUGCCUCCUGUACGCCGCAGCAAGGUGAAGAUUAUGCCUCGGUGUCACCCUCCGCGCUCCAGUCCCCUCAGUCCCCCCCGUCCCCCUCCUGCGGCCCCAAUCAGAGACCCGAGAGUUACCUGUUUCGCCUGAGUCAGCGAGAGGAGAAGAAAAAAGGAGAAUCCGGCACAGAGAAGGCGGAGCCAGUGGAAGCCACUCCCACACAGAGCCCCGCCCCAACGGGAGAGGAGGCGAUCCUAAUAGAGCAGCUGAGAAGGAAUAUCGAGUGUCGACUCAAGGUGUCCUUACCUAGUGAUCUUGGGGCAGCUUUGACUGACGGGGUCGUGUUGUGCCAUCUGGCCAACCACGUGCGUCCCCGAUCCAUAUCGAGCAUCCAUGUACCCUCACCGGCAGUGCCCAAACUGACGAUGGCCAAGUGUCGACGAAAUGUGGAGAACUUCCUGGAGGCGUGCCGCAGAAUUGGAGUUCCUCAGAGCCAGCUGUGUCUCCCUCUGCACAUCCUGGAAGAGAGAGGUUUGCCUCAGGUGGCCGGGACGGUUCGGGCCCUCCUGGAUCUGGCCCCUCCGAAAAACACGCCCUCCCCCAGCACGACCCCCGCCGGGCUCAACACGGUCUCCCCCCUCGCCCUGUAGGACCGAGAGCUAAAGGAGUCUCCUCCCAUCACCCCCGAAGAUCUUUAAGACCCCUUUCUGAUCUUGAGUGACACUCAGAAUGGUUCUGUAAGGGUAACACACACACACACACACACACACACACACACUACCUGCUCUUCAAACCCGGAGAGAAGAGAAUACUGACGAGACCUGCGAACAUGUCCAGAGACUUCUUUGAAGCUAGAUUUCUAUUUCGUUUUUAACACUUCAUUAUCUUUAACUAUUAUGGGUGGUGUUUAUUUUUAUUCUGUAUUGUUUUUAUUUUUAUUAUUAUUAUUAUCGACUCUGAAGUUAUGUGAGAUUGAGAGUUCACGUAUCGGAGUUACUUUGGCUGGUGGUUUAAUCUCACAAAAACCUGCGCAGGUCACAUUUCACAUGAAAUAAAAUAAGAUGACACUUACAGAAAUGGAAACAUUUUUUAGGACCACUGUGAUUUGUGUGACAUUAUUUUCAUAACGUGCAAAACAAUUUCUCAUUAUCACAAUGCAAAGAAAAAUGUAUUUUUUUUAAAUAAAACUUUUUUUUUUUUUUAUAAUACAUUUGAAUAUUGGUCUAUUUUUUUCAGUGCAUUAUAAUGCAAAUAAAAUGAUGUAUUUAUAUAAAUAAUAAAAAACAAUUUUAAUAAACAAUUUGCUUUGCAUUAUACUGCAGUGAAAAAUAAAUACAUAUUUUUUACACACAUUUUCAUGGUGUAUUGUUAUUAUGAUAAUGAAAUAUUAAAUAAAUUGUAAAGCAUUUGAAUUUAUGAAAUUAAAUUACUUACAUUUAUUAAAAUAACUUUAUGCAUUUAUUUUAUUAAAUUAACUUAAUACCUUUAAUUCGUGAAGAUUUAAAUAAUCGAUGUAUUGCCAUAUCUGUACUAUAUUACAGUAAUGAGAAUAAUUAUUGAAUAAUGAGAAUUACUAAAAUGAAAUAAUAAAAUGUUCAAAUGCAUCAUGACAAUAAGAACUGGAGCAGGAAAUGAAUUCAUUUUUAUGAAAGUAAUGUCAUAAUGAAAAAGAUAACUAAACCUUGCCAUAGGCUGUUUUCUUGUUUAUUUUAGGUGAAGUGUGGCGUGUUUCCGUGAGAUUCAACUGUGAGCGUUUAUAGAAACAGUCCAGAGCAGCGUGUAAAUGACUGAAUGACACUAAUUCACAGCUGUCCUAGAAUAACACACGAGGGAUCCAGAGAGAGUUUCUGUACAGUUUUAGUGUUUUUUUCUUUUUCUAAUGACACUUUUAGUGCUACUUUGAGUACUACAAUCGCACCAGAAGAAAACUAUUAAAACUUAAAGAGCUCACAGACUUUAUUGACCUAGUCAAAUUGAGAGGCAUAUUAAAGUGCUAUAGCAAUGUUUAGCAUGAUGGGCACAGUUAAAAAACAAAACAAAAAAAAAAUAUAUAUGUAAAGAUGUUUGAAACACGGUAAAUGAAUAAAACACUUAUAUUUUCAUAGCCUAUUUUCGAGCGGCGAGGGCUGAUUUCUAUUGCUGUUGUGUGUUUAUAUGUAACUGGUUUUGCAUGUGUGGGAUUCUGGGUGUUGGGAGUUGGACUGAAAUGGGACGGCGGUAUAAAAGCUGUUUUUAUUUUAUUUCCUUUUUAUUGAGAUUGUUACAUUGGCACCGUUGCAUGUCUUUGAUUAUGGAUUGUCUUCAACACAACACACGUCUCCUCCGGAGCCCAGACGUCUGUGUGUGUUGUUCACUCGUUGAGGACGUAGGCUUUGCAGAUCCACUUGGAGUGAGUCCUGAACACGGUCAAGAGCAUGGCCAGGUCAUUACACCCCAAAAUCAAGAGAAAUCAAUUAUGUUUACUUAUUUUUCAUGACAAGUAAGCACAUUUUUACUGCAUGCUUUAAAAUAUAAAACAGGUUCAUUUAAAUAAUGCAAUGGGAAUGUGUUAAAGCAAGUUUUUUUAUUGUUAUUAGUAUGCUAAGAAUUUCAUUAAAUGAUGCUUUGUAGACUUAAUUGUCUGCAUUAUAAUGUUGUG